Messenger RNA from Branchiostoma belcheri (Belcher's lancelet), 909 nucleotides. Its product is annotated as 15-hydroxyprostaglandin dehydrogenase [NAD(+)]-like. The transcript has 7 exons. The coding region runs from base 56 to 862 and encodes 268 amino acids. Gene Ontology annotation, molecular function: oxidoreductase activity, acting on the CH-OH group of donors, NAD or NADP as acceptor. The record is from RefSeq and is a predicted model, not a curated record. Lineage: Eukaryota; Metazoa; Chordata; Leptocardii; Amphioxiformes; Branchiostomatidae. Gene Ontology annotation, cellular component: cytoplasm.
AAUUUAACGAGGACGAAAGGACGAAAAGCACACAAGGACACUUCGCAGUAGCAUCAUGCAGCUCUCUGGAAAGGUAGCGCUGGUGACCGGCGCCGCUCAGGGCCUGGGGAAGGGCUGCGCAGAGGCUAUUCUUGAGCGAGGAGCGAAGGUGGCGCUGUUGGAUACGAACGAAUCGGCAGGACAAGAAACAGCGGCUGACUUCGCCCUGAAGUACGGGGCCGACAGGUGCACGUUUAUUCUGUGCGAUGUGACGGCUAAAGACCAACUAGAAGGUGCGUUCCAAAAAGUGGUGGAUCAUUUUGGUGGGCUGGACCUGGUUGUAAACAACGCCGGGAUUCUGAACGAAGUUCAGUGGGAAAAGUGCAUCGACGUCAACUUGGUAUCCGUGGUGCGCGGUUGUCAUCUCGGGUUACGCUACAUGGGAAAACAAAAUGGCGGCAACGGUGGACUCAUCAUCAACAUGUCGUCUGUAGCAGGUUUAUACGCCUUCCCUUCGCCCGUGUACGCAACCACAAAGGCCGGUGUUGUGGGCCUAACAAGGAGCCUUGGGAUGGACUACAAGUUGGGAAGGGACUGUGUCCGUGUGAACGCUCUGUGUCCGUCAUUUACAACCACAGCAAUCCUCGCCGACCCUGAAGUCCCUGAAGAUCAGUAUCAGCAUAUGAAGGACAUGCUCGAAAGGGGAGGUGGCCUUAUGCAGAUUCCUGACGUAGUUAAAGGCCUCGCGAAGCUGUUGGAUGAGGAUGACAAGAACGGUGCAGUUCUGGAGGUGACUGUACAGGGCAUGAAGUACCAUGGGGACGAGAGCGGGCCCUGGGACCGCGAGUCAGGGACUCACCAACCAAACUUAUGCAUUGCUUAAUGUGAUAUGAGCGUAUUUUCCCACUACCAAAGUGGCAGCUAAUGUUA